AUGAUGAUAGUAGCUGUUGCUCGGUCAAACUGUAAAACACUGAUGUUUCAAUGCAACGAAUACCACCAGUAUUUAUACACAAAACGGAUUCGUAUCUGCGGUUCUCAUUGGCCGGCGCGUGAACGACAACCGAUGGGUGGGAGAAAUGGAAUGGUGCACUUCGAUUGGCCGGGCGCGCGCCGUAAAACGCAUAAAUACAAUGGCGUUUGUAAAUCGGGCAUCAGUCAACGUUCAGCGUUCACAGUAGCAAGUCUUGCAGUUCUAAGUUGGAAACUACAUAAAUUCAACAUGACCGGACGCGGUAAAGGAGGAAAAGGUCUUGGAAAAGGAGGCGCCAAACGUCAUCGCAAAGUGCUCCGUGAUAACAUCCAGGGAAUCACCAAGCCCGCCAUCCGUCGGUUAGCCCGUCGUGGAGGUGUGAAACGUAUCUCUGGUUUGAUCUACGAAGAAACCCGUGGAGUUCUAAAAGUAUUCCUGGAGAACGUGAUCCGUGAUGCCGUCACAUACACCGAACACGCCAAGAGGAAGACCGUUACCGCCAUGGACGUCGUCUACGCGCUGAAACGUCAAGGACGUACCUUGUACGGUUUCGGUGGUUAAACGCAUACAUGUACACAUAAACACUUACCUUAAAAAGGCCCUUUUCA
This is a messenger RNA of Aphis gossypii (cotton aphid), 647 nucleotides long. RefSeq names its product histone H4-like. Gene Ontology annotation, cellular component: nucleosome. The record is from RefSeq and is a predicted model, not a curated record. Gene Ontology annotation, biological process: nucleosome assembly. Lineage: Eukaryota; Metazoa; Arthropoda; Insecta; Hemiptera; Aphididae. Gene Ontology annotation, molecular function: protein heterodimerization activity; structural constituent of chromatin; DNA binding. Bases 1 to 600 code for a protein of 199 amino acids. The transcript has a single exon.